Molecule: messenger RNA, 3061 nt
Organism: Yamadazyma tenuis ATCC 10573
Lineage: Eukaryota; Fungi; Ascomycota; Pichiomycetes; Serinales; Debaryomycetaceae
Gene: CAT8
Product: DNA-binding transcription factor
Biological process (GO): DNA-templated transcription; regulation of DNA-templated transcription
Molecular function (GO): DNA-binding transcription factor activity, RNA polymerase II-specific; DNA binding; zinc ion binding
Source: RefSeq, a predicted model, not a curated record
ACUGUCUCUCACUUUAUGACUCAAAACUAGUCAAAUCCACAAAUAUAUAAACAGAUAUUGCACCACCCACCAAUGUCAGACAUGGACGAGAGUGGCACCAGCAAGUCACCGUCGCCUACCCCGAGGCCUAAGGCCAAGGCAAAACCCAAACAGUCCACUACCAACACCCGGAAAAUCGAACUAGGCUCUGGCAAAAAUGCUAGAAUCGCCCAGGCAUGCGACCGGUGCAGAGCAAAAAAGACAAAGUGCGACGGCAAACAGCCCCAGUGCUCCAACUGUGAUGCUAUUGGCAUCAAGUGUAUUGUAUCUGAUAAGCUCAGUCGAAGGGCGUUCCCAAAGGGAUAUACCGAGACUCUUGAAGAGCGGAUCCGCCAAUUGGAAGCAGAGAACAAUCGACUCAGCGGCGUGAUAGAUUUGCGAGACGAACAGAUCAAGGGAUACAAAGAUAUUAACGGCGAAACCAUUUCUCUGAAGGUAAAUGCAGCUUUUGACAAACUUGCUACUAAAGAUGACUAUUCUGACGAUGAGGAACACCAAAAUGGCCACAGCCACCAGCACGAUGAUGGGUGCCAGUGCGGAUGUCACACCGAGUCAGUGUUGGCCCAUGAGCGGCCGGUAUCGAUAAUGAACGGAGUUCACGGCCCUUUGUCCAUCACAGACUCUCUUAUGUUCACCGAUGGAGAUGAUACCAAUAGUUUGCUUAGCACCGACGAUGAGCUCAUCUCGAACUCGCUCGGUAGCAUUCUUCUCCACAGAAACGAGUUGUUCAACAACGGGGCGAAUCCGGCUCCAGGAGCAUUUGCUGCUGCCACUGCUAUUGAAAAAAUGCAGAAGGAUCCCAACUCCAAAGUGCUUUUCGACAAACAACAGAUGUUAACGGCUUUGGUGGCAGCCUCGAUCCCCAGAAGCACUGAAGAGACGCUUUUCGUGCCGACCUUGUUGGCGAGUAUUUGUCAAACCUAUGGCUACGAUUCAAAACCUGCAGUUUUGGCUGCAAAUGCGAUUGGAUCUUUGAAAGAAAACUCAAACGAGGUGAACUCCAACCGGUACCGGAAUGAAGUAUCUGACCCCAACCUCUUGACAUUGAUCAUGAAUAGGCGAAAUACCGUUCAUUUGGAUCCAAACGAGGUGAUUCUUUUCUUGAAACACCUCCAAUUGCCCGCGUCCAAAGUUGAGUUAGACCAUCUCACCACCAUAUAUUUCCAAGAAUGGGGGUCCAAUCUCCCGAUCUUGAAUAAGAAUUCGUUUUUGAGGAGUUACUCGACCCUCAUAGAUGUUAUAGACAGUGGCAGAGUUACCAGCGACCAGUUUGGCUCAUCCGAACAUGAACCUAUAGAAAAGUUUGGGGCCAUUAUCGUGGUCAUUCUUGCGUUGAGUUUCCUUUCCAACAAGCAUGGUUUCUUCAACGCGUCGGAGACUUCAAAUGAAGUAGUCGACAAGUACGUGCGAGACUUGAAGCACUACGAUACACUCAUUCAUGAAUUCAUCAAACCCAACUGCCUAAUUACCGAGACAUGCUCAAUAUUGUCUCUUCAAAUCUUGACGUUAUCGUUGCAGUAUUGUCUAGCCAUUGGUGACGUUUCCACCUGCUACGUGUUGCGUGGUCGGGUCAUCACCAUGGCCCAACAAUUAAGAUUACACAGAUGUCCAGCAGCCGUUUUAGGUGUAAGUGGAACUAGAGACGAUAUGAAUUUGAGAAUUCUUCAACAGGGAGAAAGACGUAUUCUUUUCUGGGCAGCCUACUGCUUGGACGUCUACUGUUCAUUGAAUUUGGGAGUUCCCAGGCUUCUAAAGGACUACGAAAUCGAGUGUGCUCUUCCAUUUACUGGAAAGAGCGAACAAGAUGACGACGAGGAAGAGAACGAAAAUAUCUUAAUCUUGAACAACACCCAGUUAACCAUAGUGGGGAAAGUGUCUCGGUACUCUUUGAGCAUGAUAUUAUAUUGCCGAGUUCUUGGAAGCAUUUUGGAUGGAAUAUACUCCAGUGCACAAGGCUCUUCCGAUGAAGCAGUGCCACUAAAGACAGAGCGGAAAUUGGAGUGCUGGAGACGGGAAUUACCAGAAGAGUUGAGAUUUGAAAUGGGCAUGAAUGGGUUUUCCUUGAAGUCCGACCAGCCUAUCACCGACCAUUUGCAAACCUGCAGCAAACAGCAACUCUGUUUGGUCUUCCUCUAUUUCCAUGCCCGGAUUCUUAUCAAUUUACCGGUGAUUUCCAAGUUUGGAAACCAUCACGAUGUGGGACUUUCAACCAAGCAGAAGCUUUACAGAGGUGAGCGUAACAAGAGUUCCAUAAUGUCCAGUAUGACCAUGAUUCAACAAUCGUCUCUUCAAAUCUUGGAAAUCUUGAAGGUUUUAUUCAAUCCAUUGAGUUCCAAGUUGUUACCACUUCCCAUCAAUCUUCCCAGAGAGCAUUCGCGCCUCACUUUAUUGGUUGCAAAAGGCACUUUGGAGUACAUAAAAGGAGGAUCACUUUACCUGGAUCUGAAGCAGUUACUACUCGAUACAAUUCCAUUGUUGAUCAGGGAAAGCAAGUACGAUGUUCCUGGAGGGUUAACCAAAAAUUCAGCCAAAUUGAUUGAAAUGGCCAUAUUGAGCAUUCUUGGAUUGCCCCAGAACAAGACGUUGAUGCUAAACAAGAAGAAAUUGAACACGAUUCCCGUGACAAAAACUGCCGUCAACAGAAGUCCUUCAACACUACAAACCAUGACAUCGCUGUCGUCCAAUGAAAAUAAUGGAUUUCCCACCGGCAGCAUGGAUAACAGCUUACCAUUCCUUGACUAUACGAUGGCCGAACUCAGAGUGGAUGUGCCCGAAACUACGUCCACCAUCGAAGAAGCCAAUGAUGCCAACGACUUUGAAGAUCUUUUUGAUUUCGAUCCUUUCAAGGUCAAUUUGAGUCAGAAUCUCUUGAUCAACGAAUUUGCUGCCGAUGGAUCGUUGGGACUUGUGCCGUUCCUCAAGGACGAAGAAUCCUCGGUUUACGACUUCAACCGUGACGCAUCUGCAUUAUACUAGUUUAAUGACCAAUGAUAUUUUAUUAAUAAACUCUAUUACUGACAAA